Malaclemys terrapin pileata is the source of this 7744-nucleotide messenger RNA. It is a transcript of the gene NUP205, whose product is annotated as nucleoporin 205. The record is from RefSeq and is a predicted model, not a curated record. Gene Ontology annotation, biological process: nuclear pore organization. Gene Ontology annotation, molecular function: structural constituent of nuclear pore. Gene Ontology annotation, cellular component: nuclear pore inner ring; nuclear pore. The transcript is spliced from 43 exons. NCBI's taxonomy places the organism in Eukaryota, Metazoa, Chordata, Testudines, Emydidae. The coding region runs from base 3 to 6047 and encodes 2014 amino acids.
AGAUGGCGGCGCUGUUGGCGGUAAAUUCAGCUGCCAGUUUGUGGGGUCCAUACAAGGACAUUUGGCAAACAGUGGUAAAUGCUAUCUGGAAAAGGCAACCUGAAGCCAUUCAUCUCCUGGACCAGGUUUUAAAGAAACACAAGCCUGACUUUAUCUCACUGUACAGAAAUCCGCCAAAGAAUGUGCAACAGCACGAGAAGAUUCAGAAGGCAAGUACUGAAGGGGUUGCCAUCCAGGGUCAGCAGGGUACCAGACUUUUGCCAGAGCAGCUCAUCAGAGAAGCCUUUAUCCUGAGUGACCUCUUUGAUAUUGGAGAGCUGGCAGCUGUUGAACUCCUUCUAGCUGGGGAGCACCAGCAACCUCAUUUUCCUGGCCUUACAAGGGGUUUAGUGGCAGUUCUUUUGUAUUGGGAUGGAAAGAGAUGCAUUGCCAAUUCACUUCGAGCCCUCAUCCAGUCACGACGGGGCAAGACAUGGACAUUGGAACUCAGCACAGAGUUGGUGUCCAUGACAACACGCUUUACAGAUGAGCUGAUGGAGCAGGGUUUGACUCAGAAGAUCCUAACUCUGGUAUCUCAUAUUGAUGUGAACAAUGAGUUUGAGAAACUACAGAGGGAGCGAGGUCUGGGCAGUGAGAAACAUCGCAAAGAGGUUUCUGAUCUUAUCAAAGAAUGCCGACAGUCAUUGGCUGAAAGCCUGUUUGUCUGGACCUGCCAGUCUCCACUGAGCAAGGAUGAUACUUUAAUCCUUAUUAGUUAUCUGGAGAAAGUGACAGUUGAAGCUGAUGGCUUAUUGGACUGUGUGAACUUGUCCCUCCUCAUGGCUCUUCUUUACUGCUUUGAUGUCAGCUUUCUAGAACAGAGCACAGAGGAUCGGGAAGAUUUGAUGCACCAGCUGCCUCUGUUAACAGAGAGACAGUACAUAGCAACAAUCCACACUCGCCUUCAGGAUUCUCAACCAUGGAAACUACCAGGGCUGCAAGCUACUGUUAGAUUAGCAUGGGCACUAGCAUUGCGAGGAAUAUCCCAACUGUCUGAUGUGACAGCUCUUGCAGAAUUCACUGAGGCAGAUGAGGCAAUGGCAGAGCUAGCAAUUGCUGAUGACGUCUUCCUGUUCCUUACUGAAUCUGUGGUGGGGUCUGAAAACUUCUACCAGGAAGAAUUUUACAUCCGCAAAAUUCAUAACCUUGUCACAGACUUUCUUGCACUCAUGCCGAUGAAAGUGAAACAGCUAAGAAACCGUGCAGAUGAAGACGCUCGUAUGAUCCACAUGAGUAUGCAGAUGGGUAAUGAGCCACCUGUUUCCCUUCGGCGGGAUCUGGAACAUCUUAUGCUUUUAAUUGCUGAGUUGUACAGGAAGGAUCCCUUUAAUCUGGAACUUGCUCUUGAGUAUUGGUGUCCUUCAGAACCUCUGCAAAGCUCCACCAUUAUGGGAUCUUAUCUUGGAGUAGCCCAUCAGCGACCUCCUCAGCGCCAGGUCGUCUUGUCAAAGUUUGUUAGACAAAUGGGAGACCUACUCCCCUCCACAAUUUACAUCCCAUAUUUGAAAAUGCUUCAGGGAUUGGCCAGUGGGCCCCAGUGUGCUCAUUAUUGCUUCAGUUUGCUGAAGGUCAAUGGCAGCAGUCAUGCUGAAAACAUCCAAGGGACCGGUGGCAGCCCUGUCUCCUGGGAGCAUUUCUUCCGCUCCUUGAUGCUGUAUCAUGAGCACUUAAGGAAGGACUUGCCAAGUGCAGAUAGUGUCCAAUACCGUCCCCUCCCUCUCCGAGGAAUCACCCAGAAAGAACAGGAUGGAUUGAUUUCCUUUUUACAGCUUACAACUACUAUAGUGAAGUGGAGUGAGAAUGCUCGUUUGGCCCUCUGUGAGCACCCCCAGUGGACUCCAGUAAUAGUCAUUUUGGGACUCCUGCAAUGUAGCAUCCCUCCCAUUUUGAAAGCAGAACUAUUAGAGACUCUUACUGCCUUUGGAAAAUCUCCUGAGAUAGCGGCUUCACUCUGGCAAUCACUGGAAUACGCACAGAUAUUACAGACUGUAAGAGCUCCAGGUCAGAGGCAAGCAGCUGGCAUUGAGGUUGAACUGAAUGAGGUUGAAUCUCGGUGUGAGGAGUACCCUUUAACCCGUGCCUUCUGUCGGCUAAUCAGCACGCUGGUGGAGAGUUCAUUCCCUUCUAACUUGGGGGCAGGACUGCGCCCACCAGGCUUUGACCCCUAUCUGCAGUUCCUCAGGGACACUGUGUUUCUCCGAUUUCGCACCAGAGCUUACCGGAUUGCUGCUGAAAAGUGGGAGGUAGCUGAGGUGGUUCUAGAGGUUUUUUACAAGUUGCUGAGAGACUACGAACCUCAACUUGAAGACUUUGCGGAUCAAUAUGUGGAGUUACAAGGAGAAGAAAUAAUAGCACAUAAACCACCUGGAUUCAGUCUGAUGUAUCAUUUGUUGAAUGAGUCACCGAUGUUGGAACUGUCCCUUAGUCUGCUGGAAGAAGGGGUUAAACAGCUUGAUACAUAUGCCCCCUUUCCUGGGAAGAUGCAUUUGGAGAAAGCAGUGCAAUAUUGCCUUGCACUUCUUAAUCUGACCCUACAGAAGGAGAACCUCUUUAUGGAUCUCUUACGUGAGAGUCACCUAUCCCUAAUUGUCACACCUCUGGAACAGCUGCUGCAAGGAAUCAACCCCCGCACUAAAAAGGCAGACAAUGUGGUAAACAUUGCCAGGUAUCUUUAUCAUGGCAACAGCAAUCCUGAACUGGCUUUUGAAAGUGCCAAGAUCCUCUGUUGCAUUUCUUGUAAUUCCAACAUUCAGAUAAAGCUAGUAGGAGAUUUCACACAUGAUCAGAGUAUAAGCCAGAAGCUGAUGGCUGGGUUUGUGGAGUGUUUGGACAAUGAAGAUGCAGAGGAAUUAAUUAAUCCAGAAGAUGAUCUGGAAUCUGAAAAGAAGCAGUCUCGGAUCCACCAUGAAACAAAAAUCCACAUCCUGAAUCUUCUCAUCACCUCUCUGGAGUGCAGUCCACCCAAUCUGGCCCUGUACUUUUUGGGGUUUGAACUGAAGAAACCUGUCAGCACCACAAAUCUGCAAGACCCAGGUGUCUUGGGUUGCCCACGAACUUGCCUUCAUGCUAUUUUGAAUAUACUGGAGAAAGGUACUGAAACAAGGACGGGCCCUACAGCAGUGCAAGAAUCUCCCCAUCUUGCAGAACUGUGUUAUCAGGUGAUCUAUCAGUUGUGUGCGUGCUCAGAUACAUCAGGUCCAACUAUGAGAUAUUUGAGGACCAGCCAGGAUUUCUUAUUCUCUCAGUUGCAGCAUUUGCCAUUUUCUAUCAAAGAACAUGAGAUUUCAGCACUAAACCAGAUGUCUUGGCUGAUGAAAACAGCAUCUAUAGAACUGCGUGUGACAUCACUGAACCGCCAGCGUUCCCACACACAGAGACUCUUGCAUCUGCUGCUGGAUGACAUGCCUGUAAAACCUUACUUAGCUGAUGGUGAAGGAGGAAUGGAAGAUGAAAGUCGAUCAAUCAGUGCAUUUCUUCACGUUGACACCGCCUCCAAAGUACGCAGGAAGAUCUUGAGUAUUCUGGAUUCCAUUGACUUCAGCCAGGAGAUCCCUGAACCUUUGCAACUGGAUUUUUUUGACCGUGCUCAGAUUGAACUGGUCAUUGCUAACUGUGAGCACAAGAAUGCACGUGGGCAAGUUAUCUGCAACGUCAAGUAUCUUCAUAGAGUUCUGGUUGCAGAAGUUAAUGCCCUUCCAGGAAUGGCAGCCAUAGGACAGAGACCUUUACUUAUGGAGGAGAUCAACACAAUUCUGCAGUAUGUGGUAGAGCGGAACAAGCUGCUGCAGUGUCUCCACGCAAAGCGGCAUGCACUGGAGUCCUGGAGACAGCUGGUGGAAAUUAUACUGACUGCCUGCCCUCAAGACCUCAUACAGGCUGAAGACAGACAGCUGAUUAUCCGGGACCUCUUACACGAUGUGCAUGACAAGAUCCUGGAUGAUGAUGCAGCUCAGGAGUUAAUGCCAGUGGUGGCAGGGGCUGUGUUUACCCUUACUGCCCACCUGAGUCAGUCUGUGCGCACUGAGCAAAAGCGGCCACUUGCAGUCCCUGUACCUGGACACUCCCAGUAUUUCUUGAUGCUGGAUGGUUCUUUCACCUCAUCACCUGGUUCAGAGGGCAUAUCUGUGGGUUUUGCUUCCAUUGGUGACUCUUCCCUCCAUAUCAUCUUAAAAAAACUACUGGAUUUCAUUUUGAAAACAGGUGGUGGAUUCCAACGAGUGAGAACACACCUGUAUGGAUCACUGCUUUAUUACUUACAGAUUGCCCAAAGACCAGAUGAACCAGACACCUUAGAAGCAGCCAAGAAAACAAUGUGGGAACGUCUGACAGCUCCAGAAGAUGCGUUCAGUAAACUGCAGCGAGAAAACAUGGCAAUUAUUGAAAGCUACGGAGCUGCCCUCAUGGAGGUGGUCUGCAGAGAUGCCUGUGAUGGUCAUGAAAUAGGCCGGAUGCUAGCACUGGCUUUACUUGAUCGCAUUGUCUCAGUAGACAAGCAGCAGCAAUGGCUCUUGUAUCUCUCCAACAGUGGCUACCUGAAGGUGCUUGUGGAUAGCCUGGCAGAUGAUGACUUCACUCUUCAGAGCUUACUCACACCUCAGCCUCCUUUACUUAAAGCUCUUUACACCUAUGAAUCCAAAAUGGCAUUCUUGACCAGAGUGGCUAAAAUCCAACAGGGGGCAUUAGAGUUGCUGAGGUCUGGAGUGAUUGUGAGGCUUGCACAGUGUCAGGUAUAUGACAUGCGACCAGAGACAGAUCGUCAGGGAAUGUUUGGAAUGAGAGAUCCCCCUGUCUUCAUUCCUGCUCCUGUGGAGCGCUAUCGCCAGAUUCUUCUCCCAGCCCUCCAGCUGUGCCAGGUGAUCCUCACAUCCAGCAUGGCACAACAUCUGCAGGCAGCUGGACAGGUUUUGCAGUUUCUAAUAUCCCAUUCAGAUACUAUCCAGACGAUCCUGCGGUGUCAAGAUGUCAGUGCAGGAUCACUUCAGGAACUAGCCUUUCUGACUGGAAUAAUCAGCAAAGCAGCUCUGCCUGGUGUGUUAGGUGAAUUCGAUAUUGAUCUUAACGAAGGGACGCAAAUGGAGCUACAAGGACAUAUAGGACGAUUUCAGCGCCAGUGCUUAGGACUUCUAAGUCGGUUUGGAGGUUCAGACAGACUGCAUCAGUUUAAACUGCAAGAUGAUAAUGCUGAGGGAGACAGAGUGAGCAAGAGGGAUGAGAUUGAGUUGGCCAUGCAACAGAUCUGUGCAAAUGUAAUGGAAUACUGCCAGUCACUUAUGUUACAGUGUGCCCCCACCUUUCAGCACACAGUUUGUCUGUUCACUCCUAGUCUGUCAGAGUCAACCAACCGAGAUGGACCCCGCCAAGAUACACAAGCACCAGUGGUCCCGUAUUGGCGCCUGCCUGGCUUGGGCAUCAUUGUCUAUCUGCUGAAACAGAAUGCUAAUGAUUUCUUCAGUUACUAUGAUAGCCACCGUCAGAAUGUUAACAAGCUACAGAAUGUGGAGCAACUCCCACCAGAUGAGAUAAAGGAGCUGUGUCAGUCAGUGAUGCCAGCUGGGGUAGACAAAAUUUCCACUGCCCAAAAAUAUGUUUUGGCAAGACGGCGUCUGGUGAAGCUGAUAAACAAUCGGGCCAAGUUGCUUUCCCUAUGUUCCUAUAUCAUAGAAACAUGCCUCUUUAUUCUUUGGCGUCACCUGGAAUACUAUCUAUUGCAUUGCACCCCUACUGAUUCCCAAGAUUCGCUGCUGGCCUCCAGGACUUCAUUUAAGAGCAGAAGGCUACAAGAUUCCUUCAGUUCGGAGCCUAACUUGGAUUUCAGAAAUGGGAAGAAUCGAGUGAGCCAGCAUGACAUAGAUCAGCUUCAGAUUGAAGCCACCAACAGCUUUGGUGAAUCUCUGCAGAAGAAGCUCCUUGACAUUGAAGGGUUAUACUCGAAAGUCCGGUCACGCUAUACUUUCAUCCAAGCACUUGUCAGACGUAUCCGUGGUCUACUAAGGGUAUCAAGGACUUAAAGGAUUCCUCCUCAUGCUGCUUGCCUCCACAAGUAACGAACCUGGGCAAACUGCCUUAAACUCAGAUUUUAUAGAACUUACCUUUUCUAAAUUAUGGCCAAAAAUAUUUUGUUACCUUUUUUUUUUUUUUUUUCUUAUCACUAAUUAAUCAGUUUGUGUAUUCUUUCUUGCCUACUGCCAUCCUCACAGGAAAAAUAAAGGAUUUUUUUAAAGGUGCGUUAUGGUCACUGUAAGAGAAUAGACAGAAAACACUGGAAAUACAGCGGAAAAUUUAACAAGAAUCUUGAGCUUUGUAUUUGGGAAAUCUGCACACAUCCAUGUGAUGAUUUGAAAGAAAUGCGAACUGCCAGGCCCCAUUUAUGGUGUUCUCACUGAUGCUGCCUCCUCGCUGUGGAUCACACGCUUAAUGGAAAUGCUGAUUUCUUGGUCCGGUUCUUGAGGACAAGAUGUGCGUGUCCUUCUCAAAAUGGAUUGCUUGGUGGAAGGCCAUUAUUCCAUCCAUGUCUAGCCUGCUUCUGUUCACUUCUUGUCUUGUUCCCUUCCAACAGACAUGAAUGUGUAUAUAUGCAUUUGUACAAUUCUAGGUGCUGAGGAAAUGGUGAAGAACGUGGGGGGAGGCUGACCCGUGCUGGGAAAUGUGAUCAGAAAAGCUGAGGUCUAUUCACUUGCUUCUCCUAUGUGGUCUGUUGUACGUGUUAGGCCUCCUUUUGGGUUCAUUACUAUUUGCUAGCGUGCCAGGCAUUGGGCUUAAAGAUACAUAAGGGACAGAAUGAAAUUUGUGACAAAAGAGGAAACACACUUGAACAUUGGGUUUGGCCCGUAAGAGGAAAAAGAGAGAUACCAAAAUCUUCUUUUACACAGAGAAGAGUAGUAAAUCAACUCUGGUCUACGUUGCCAUUGGAACUUUUUAAUACUUUCCAUAUAUUGUCUUUUACACAGACUGUUCAUAUUUGCAGGUGAGUUCUGUCUUUUCUAAAUGUCCACUGCCUAGUAUAUUUUUUUUAUUCACAAUUAAUAAUUUCUCACUUUGUCAUCAGUUUGUGUUGUAUAGGAGAUUGGUAUAUUUGUCUGGCUGGGAUUAUUUUAUGGUCCAGUCUUUCAAUUUGUGGUUAUUAGUGGUUUUGAAAGAAUAUGUUAGAUACAAAUGGUUUAUUCUUUAGUGAAGUCUUGGUGAUUCUCAACCACUUUCCCUUCCCUUCCUCAUACACACAUCUAUCCUAUCCCACAAAAUGAAGGAAGUAAGUGGACAGGACUCCCUAUGAAGAGAAUUCAAAAAUAUAAUUCUGGAAAUCUGCUGGUUUAAUGUACUUUACUGCACCUUGGAAAACUGUGAUAUGGUAACUGACUAGUAUUUGUUCAGUACUUCAAGAACAGAUUAAGGGAAUUCUUUAAUUUUUGCCAAUAAUAAUUCCCUAUUGGGUCAGGACUCCUGAAUGCCAAGGAAAUUAACUUUCUACUAUACCAACAUAAAUAGGUGGUGCUGUAACUUUUCAAAUUCUGAUUUACUCUUUGGAUAAUAAAUUUUGUAAUAAUCUGCCACAUUUUUACCAUGUUUUAUAAAAUAUUAGACCCUGUUGCCCAAGGACCUAUAGUAUGCAUUAUCUGAAACCAUUCCUCUUUGUUCUCUCAAUUAAAAAACAGAGGCAUGCAUCCAUUUUUCCUGUUUUAUAUCUGGCCACCCUGCAUGUAUUUAAAAA